Molecule: messenger RNA, 814 nt
Organism: Eublepharis macularius
Lineage: Eukaryota; Metazoa; Chordata; Lepidosauria; Squamata; Eublepharidae
Gene: ACP1
Product: acid phosphatase 1
Exons: 6
Coding region: 86-565 (159 amino acids)
Biological process (GO): protein dephosphorylation
Cellular component (GO): cytoplasm
Molecular function (GO): non-membrane spanning protein tyrosine phosphatase activity; acid phosphatase activity
Source: RefSeq, a predicted model, not a curated record
CGACAGUUCUAGAGCGGAGCUUCGCGCUUGCUGGCGGCUGGUCUUCCCUCGCCCGUUGGCUGCUCCUCUGCCAAGGGGCUCCUGAAUGAAGAUGGCGACUGAGGCGAGGUCGGUCUUGUUCGUGUGCCUGGGGAAUAUUUGUCGAUCACCUAUAGCGGAAGCUGUAUUCAGAAAACUUGUGAUUGAUCAGAAUGUAGAAAACAAGUGGAUGAUAGACAGUGCUGCUGUUUCUGACUGGAACGUGGGGCGCUCCCCAGAUGCAAGAGCUUUAAGCUGUCUAAGAAAUCAUGGCACUGAAACGGCCCAUAAAGCACGACAGAUUACAAAGGACGAUUUCCUGACAUACGAUUAUAUACUUUGUAUGGAUGAAAGCAACUUACGAGAUCUAAAAAGGAAAAGCAAUCAAAUUAAGAACUGCAAAGCUCUAAUUGAACUGUUAGGCAGCUAUGAUCCACAAAAACAGCUUAUUAUUGAAGAUCCAUACUAUGGAAAUGAUGAAGAUUUUGAUACUGUUUAUGAACAGUGCCUUAGAUGCUGUAAAGCAUUUUUAGAGAAACCUCAUUAACAUCGCUGAGUGUUCCUGAAAGUAACCAACAGUAGUUAUUCUAUAGAAGAAGUAUUCUAAAACAUACUUAAUAUCUUAAUUGUAAUAAUGUGCCUCUAGGAGACAUGCAAGUUGAAUUUUAUUCAUUUUAGUUUUGUAAAGCAGUUCCUAUUUGAGAAAUAGUAGACUACCAAAAAAAGUAUUGUGCUUGAUCAUCCCUGUAAUGAGAGAAAGAUUGUCCGACAAACAGAAUAAAGAUGCAACUCUGAA